ACGAUCAGUCUGCACUUUGCACCCUGUGUUCGGCUUUCGUUGAAAAGGUUCCCUUCCAGACCAGAAUGGCUCAACAACCGCUCCUGUCGCUGCCCGAGUUUCAGAACUUGUCGGUGGGCACUUUGGUGGUAAAGGAGCCGUUGAAUUUCUGGGGAGGAGCGAGAGUGAAGCCUAAGCAAACAAAGAACCCCGAGCCAGUAUACGAACCUGCAACUGGUCGUGUAUUGUGUGAUUUGAUUCCCUGUGUAGAGGAGGAGGUAGACCAGGCAAUUAAAAAUGCUCAUUCUGCAUACCUACAAUGGCGCAAACGGUCUGGGAUGGAAAGAGCCGGGAUCAUGUUUAAGGCUGCCAGGAUUAUUAGAGAGCACAGAGAUGCAAUUGCAAAAGUAGAAGUGAUCAACAAUGGCAAAUCCAUCACGGAGGCUGAGAUGGAUGUUGAAUUUGCAGCACAGAGUAUUGAGUACUAUGCUGGCAUUGCCCCCACAUUGUCAGGUCAGCACAUACAACUUCCAGAAGGAUGUUUUGCGUAUACCCGAAGGGAGCCGUUGGGUGUUUGUGUUGGCAUAGGAGCCUGGAAUUAUCCCUUUUCGAUGGCUGCCUGGAAGUCAGCCCCAGCAUUGGCCUGUGGCAAUGCCAUGGUGUUCAAACCAUCUCCAAUGACCCCAUUGACAGCAGUCAUUUUGGCGGAGAUCUAUAAAGAGGCCGGUGUCCCUGAAGGACUCUUUAAUGUGGUACAAGGAGGAGCUGAGACUGGAUCACUGUUGUGUCACCAUCCGACUGUGGCUAAAGUGUCUUUCACUGGCAGUGUGCCCACAGGAAAGAAGGUUAUGGAAAUGGCAGCCAAGGGUGUGAAGCCGGUGACUCUAGAGCUUGGAGGGAAGUCACCUCUUAUCAUCUUUAAAGACUGUGAACUGGAGAAUGCAGUCAAAGGUGCCCUCAUGGCCAACUUCCUCAACCAGGGAGAGGUGUGCUGCAAUGGCACACGAGUGUUUGUGCAAAGGGAGAUAGUGCCCCAGUUUCUGGAAGCAGUGGUGAAAAAGGCCAAGGCUCUUACUGUUGGUAAUCCCUUGGAAGGCGAGACACAAAUGGGUGCUGUUAUUAGCAAACCUCACAUGGAAAAAGUGUUGGGUUUCAUAAGGCAAGCUAAAGAACAGGGUGCAAAGGUGUUGUGUGGUGGAGAACGAUUUGUUCCCAGUGAUCCUAAACUGAAAGACGGAUACUUUGUGUCUCCAUGUGUGCUGGAUAACCUUAAGGAUGACAUGACUUGUGUGAGGGAGGAGAUCUUUGGCCCUGUGAUGUCCGUUUUGCCUUUUGACACAGAGGAAGAGGUCCUUCAAAGAGCUAACAACACAACCUUUGGGUUGGCAUCUGGAGUCUUCACCAGGGAUAUAGCUCGUGCCCACAGAGUUGCUGCGAACCUUGAAGCAGGAACGUGCUACAUCAACAACUACAAUGUCGGUCCAAUCGAGGUUCCUUUUGGAGGCUACAAGAUGUCAGGUUUCGGAAGGGAGAACGGACAAGUGACCAUUGAAUAUUUCUCUCAGCUGAAGACUGUUGUCGUGGAAAUGGGAGACGUGGAAAGCCUCUUUUAAGCAAUUGUGGGCGUAACAAUUAACACUUCUAAUGAAAAUGUGAUUGUUCCAAUGUUCAGAUCAAAAGUUUCUCCGUUAAGUUUGUAACAUUUGGAAUUACCAUUAAAAUGUGCCAUUAAGCCAAACAAACAUACUUAUACACAUAUAUGGAAAGUGUAGGAACUAACAUUGCUGUUGUAGUAGUUUGUUGUUUUUCUAAACUCCAGCAGUCCUUGCUGCAACAUUUGUGUUCUGUUACCAUUCCCAACACAUGGAAACACUAACAGUAUAUAAACUGUUAAACAUCUAUGUAUUUUCCUUAGUACUGUGAAACAUGCAUUUAACAAACAGUGUAUUGUAGUAUUCAAACCUAACUAGAUUAAUCCAGACCAGUUUAUUUCAAAAUUAAUUAGAAAGAAAGCAAGUGCCUUCCAGUUUUUUAACUAAUAAUUAUAUAUUAGACAGCACUUUGUUGGAAGUAUUAACACUAAUUUUUGGGCCUAGAUUUGUUUGUUUAACUUUUGCUCUUUUCCUACUUUCCAGCACAAUAAAGACUUUACAUUUGUCUGGUGAUUUGCACGUUUCUAGCCUUUCAAAUAAAAGCACUAGGAGUUCCAAAAGAAAA
This is a messenger RNA of Paramisgurnus dabryanus, 2196 nucleotides long. RefSeq names its product 4-trimethylaminobutyraldehyde dehydrogenase A-like. Gene Ontology annotation, molecular function: oxidoreductase activity, acting on the aldehyde or oxo group of donors, NAD or NADP as acceptor. The record is from RefSeq and is a predicted model, not a curated record. NCBI's taxonomy places the organism in Eukaryota, Metazoa, Chordata, Actinopteri, Cypriniformes, Cobitidae.